This is a messenger RNA of Drosophila takahashii, 1583 nucleotides long. RefSeq names its product peroxisomal membrane protein 11C. The record is from RefSeq and is a predicted model, not a curated record. Lineage: Eukaryota; Metazoa; Arthropoda; Insecta; Diptera; Drosophilidae. Gene Ontology annotation, biological process: peroxisome fission. Gene Ontology annotation, cellular component: peroxisomal membrane.
CAAAACGAGCCUCCAAUUGGGAGAGAAGAGCGAGUAAAUUUAUGAGACUGUGUGGGUGGGUCUGUCGAAAAUUUGCACACAGUUACAGAUUUUCUCUCAGUGGGUCACACGGAUGGCUCAAAUGGGUUUGGGAACUAGCAUGGGUAGAUCGCUAACUCAGAAGCAAAAAGACAGUCCCCAGAAAAGCAAAGCGACUUGGAAUCAGAUCAGCAUUAUUGUGUAUAGUUGAAAAUAUUUAAUAUAGGGCAGUGAUGUGCAAUGUACCAGAAAUGGGAAGGUCGUUUGAGGGAGUAUUUCCUACAUAUUUCAUCAUCAUUUUCUUCCUGAGUAUUUUACAAUUCUUAAAAGUACAGUCUAAGCAUAUGUUAAAAUGCUGUGCGCUUAUUACAACGCAAAAAUAUUUAACUUAUUAUAAACAUGAUGUGGUAAUUUUCCACAGUUCUCUAGAUUUGUUUGUCAAUAACAAUGUAGGUUUUGUCGUCGAGCGGGAAAGAACAUUGAGUUGCUGUGAGGGAGAGCGAGAUGGAGAGUACACGCGCAACAAGUUUGAAGAGAGAGAGAGAGAGAGAAGGGAAAACCAAAAGAGUGGAAGGCCAAGAGCGAACCGGGUUGGAUCAGCGAUAUCGCUCCCAGAUUUCAACACAAUCGAAUUUCAAGUGCCGCCUUCUGUAAUCGAAAUCGGUCGGAAGUUGGGCUAUAAAUUCCGAUGGCAUCGCUGCAUUUCAGUUCAAGUUUCCACCUCACAUUAGGCAUUACAAAAAUCAGGCAACUAUGCCCACGUUUAUGAACGAAGUCUGUGUUCUCAUCGAUUCCUAUGGCGGACGAGAUGUCCUGAUGGAGGCGUUGUGCCAGAGUGCCAAGUUGGUGGCAGGAUACCAUGCCAAGCGGAACCCAGAACUGUCCCGCCGAUGUGCCACCGUCAGCUCGAAGAUUUCGGGGGCCAAGGCCACUCUGCGCCUGAUCGACGAUCUUCCCGUGUUCCAGUACACUCUGGAGUACGGAUUGGGCGACUGUGAGCCGGAUCGCAUUACGGCCUUACUGGUGGUGAUGUCCAACGCAGUGGACCUGCUCUUCUACCCCAUCGAAAUCAUCUGCUGGCUGGCUGAGCACAAGGUUCUGGAUGUGAGAAGUAGAGACUAUUGGAGCUAUGCAAACUCCAUGUUCUGUGUGGUCUCCGUGUACCUGAGCCUCGCAAGGACACUAAGGACCUUUUCGCUGAAUCGGAACACGCCGAACCGGCAGGAUGUGGCUUCCUUUGCUCGCAUAUCCCUCGAUCUGGUCCACGCCAUCAGCACUCUGCCCAGCGGUUACCUAUGGGGUGGAAAGAUGUCAACAUUCCAAAUUGGAGCUAUUGGAACCCUCUCAGCGGGCCUGGGAAUCUACGAGAUCUUGGUCAGGAGAAGACUGGCCAAGUAGAACUCUACCAUUGUACUCGAAUUUGUUGAAUUAAAUUUACUGAUAGUCGUUAUCGUACGUUUUGGUACGCUGAUAUGGAUGGAGAAUUUCUACACCGCCCUAUAUAGUUUUAGAUUCUAAGAUCUUAAGUAGUUAAAAGUAUGCAAAUAAAAACACAUUUAAUGUUA